AGGUUUCACACAUGAUAAGGGUUUCAGUCAUUUGAAAGGUUUCAUUUGCAGGCACCCGAUUCAAGUAUAGUUUUCUUUGGACAACAUUCUAAAACUUAUCUUAAAGGUACUGGUUGGGCAGCAUUUUUGUAUCAAAAUGAAUGAAAGUGAAUUUGAAACAACAACUGAUUAUUCUGAUGAGAGCUGUCAAAAGGCAAAGGUGCUUCAAUUUCAAGCGACUGUCACUCCAAUCGUUUUCACCAUAGUGGUUCUGUUCAGCUGUGUGGGGAACAUGUUGGUCUUGUGGGUUCUUGUGAAAUACGAAAAUCUGAAAUCCCUGACCAACACGUUUCUGUUAAAUCUGGCUCUCUCCGAUUUGAUUUUCACCUUUGGCCUGCCCUUUUGGGCCUACUAUUACAUGUACGGGUGGACUUUUGGAAAUGUGGCAUGUAAAGCAGUUAACUUUGUCUUCUACACCGGAUACUACAGCAGCCUCAUAUUCGUCACAGUUCUGACCGUUCACCGUUACGUGGCCGUUGUGCACCCCAUGUCAGUGCUCUCAUCCAGGAAAAGUCUGCACUGCUAUGUAGCAUCCGCUGUCAUUUGGGUUAUCAGUCUUGGUGCUGCAUUCCCCUACUCCCAAUUUCAAAGAGUUGUGUCGGACCCCAGUGAUGAGAUGACAAAUGUCAUAGAUGUUUUCCAGCACUGUGAAUUUGACCAACAGAUUAACUGGAAGCUUACUGGUACAUACUUGCAAAAUGUCUUUUUCAUUAGUGCAUUCAUAGUCAUCAGUUUUUGUUAUGCCGAAAUCCUGUGGCGGCUGCAUCGACCAACGUCUCACACUCGCGCCAGGACUGUGUGGUUAAUCCUCUGCAUAGUUGUGUUUUUUUUCUUGGGUUGGGGACCGUACAAUGUGGCCAUAUUUCUGGACUCUUUGAUUUCAUGGGGUAUCGCUCCAUUCAAUGAAUGUGAAGUCAGCACCUCUAUUGACUAUAUGAUGCACAUCUCCCGGAUGGUGGCUUUCUCUCACUGCUGCCUGAAUCCCUUGUUUUAUGUCUUCAUGGGAAUCAAAUUUCGAAAUCACCUGAAGAAAAUGUUAUGGACUGUUUGUAAGAAGGACAUGGAUCCUCAGGACCGACACAGCCGGUUCAUUUAUUCAAACGAGGAAGAAAUAUCAAUGUAUUAGUUCUUAAAAUGUAUAAUUGACAGAAUAAAAUGUGAACUGGCCCUUUAAAACAGAGGGCUCGAAUAGUGCAUGUAAAAUUAUAAGAAUUAUUGCAACACUGCACACACUGCUAAAUGUAAAAAUGUUUUUUAUACUUUUGCUGUGCUUUAUAUGUUUUAUAAAACAAAUUGUUUAUUUUUUGCUUUGUUUUGUCAUGUCAAAUGCAUUUAUAUUAAAAAUCUGCUGGGCAAUUUCAUGAAAAUAUAACAUUAUCAUGAAAGGUAAAGUUUUCCCCACACUGGUUUCUCAGAUGUAAAUAUUUGGUGGUUUAAUACCCAUGCAAAGUAACUGUUAAAGUUUUUAAAGCAUUUAACUAUUUUCCAUAGUUAAGAAAUUUCACAAGAAUUGUCACACCCAUAACAAAGAAAUUUCACAUCUAUAACUUUGUUUUUUCCUUAUCAAUGUGCAUACAAAACUUAAAAUAAAAAAUAAGAAAAUAAAAUAAAUAAUAAAUGUUGUUUGAAGACAAUCUCUUCUCCAUUUGUUGGGUGUUAUUGGUUCAGGUUUGUGCAUUUUAAUUUACAGAAUUCCUAUAAAGUAUGUUGCCUCCCAAGCAUUGUCCUUUUCUGUCACAUCCAUAAUGUAUGCAUAUUUCUCUAAUCUAAAAUAGAAAACAUGAGUAUAUAGACUGAUAUUUUUCUGAUGUCUCAACUUGGGGCUUAUGAAAACAUAAACAUUUGUUUAUAUUGGUAAUAAAAGCAUUCUUUUUAAAA
This is a messenger RNA of Misgurnus anguillicaudatus (oriental weatherfish), 1917 nucleotides long. Its product is annotated as chemokine XC receptor 1. Gene Ontology annotation, molecular function: C-C chemokine binding; C-C chemokine receptor activity. The record is from RefSeq and is a predicted model, not a curated record. Gene Ontology annotation, cellular component: membrane; external side of plasma membrane. Gene Ontology annotation, biological process: positive regulation of cytosolic calcium ion concentration; immune response; calcium-mediated signaling. Lineage: Eukaryota; Metazoa; Chordata; Actinopteri; Cypriniformes; Cobitidae.